Brugia malayi is the source of this 294-nucleotide messenger RNA. RefSeq lists its product as uncharacterized. NCBI's taxonomy places the organism in Eukaryota, Metazoa, Nematoda, Chromadorea, Rhabditida, Onchocercidae. The record is from RefSeq and is a predicted model, not a curated record. The transcript is spliced from 4 exons. Bases 1 to 294 code for a protein of 97 amino acids.
AUGUGUUGUAUUUGUUGGUUUCUUUUCCGUCAAAAAGAACCAAAAGUAUGCCAUCGUUGUGGACAAAAAGUGGUUCAAAUGCGAUUCACUAAAUUUGGUUUUUUUCUUUGCUUCGGUGCUUCACUUUAUUGCUGCAUUGGACUUUGUUGUCUAUUUUUGUUGAGACAGAGACAUUGUCCAAUUUGCUAUAAAAAAGAUUUCGAGAAAAUUGCUCGAGUUCGAAGACAAAUUCAGUGUUUAGUGGAUGAUAAAUCUGAACUCAUAGCUGAAGCAACAGAACGUGCUGAAUCGUAG